AUGCAUCUAAGCUCGGUGAAUCUUACUCAGAACCAAGGGGUGGAGGUGGCGGACGGCGCAGCGGGGGUGGAUUUGGCGCGGGGAGAACCAAGGGUGGAGGAUUCAAUGGAGGCGGUGAUGGGGGGUUUUGUUUUGAGAUUGGUGGGGGAGGCACGGGGCUCUGAGGUGGCGGAGGACGAAGUGGAGGAGGCGGGCUUUUCUUUGGGGGGCGGUGGUGGUGAAAGUACGGCUUUGGGGGGGGGAGGGGCGCCGCGAGGAGGAGGAGGGGGGGAGCCGCUGGUGCUAGUGGGGAGGGGAGUGCCACUCUUUGUCGGGAGGGGAGUGCUGGGUAAGGGAGGAGAAGGAGAGGGACUGGACGGCAAAGGACUAGGGGGUGAGGACGAUUUAGGCUGGGGAGAUUGGGACACAGGAGGCGGGGACUUGGCUAGUAAAGGAGGGGGUUGGGCUUGCUCGACUUUAGGGGGCGGGGACCCGCUUGAGGCUGUGCUCGAGGGGGGUGUCGGCGGGGGCGUUGUCGGCGGGGGUGUUGUGGGCAGGGGUGUUGUGGGCAGGGGUGUGCUAGGCACGUUUGUAGGGGGGGGCUGCAGAGGGGAGGGAAGGCUGGUUCCGGGGAGGGUAGUCGGCGGAGGCCCCUGCAAUGUUGGUGGGCUUCCUGCGAAGGGAAUUCAAAGAAUGCUUUGA
Klebsormidium nitens is the source of this 681-nucleotide messenger RNA. Lineage: Eukaryota; Viridiplantae; Streptophyta; Klebsormidiophyceae; Klebsormidiales; Klebsormidiaceae. The record is from the annotation of a GenBank genome assembly.